This is a messenger RNA of Angiostrongylus costaricensis, 1896 nucleotides long. NCBI's taxonomy places the organism in Eukaryota, Metazoa, Nematoda, Chromadorea, Rhabditida, Metastrongylidae. The record is from the annotation of a GenBank genome assembly.
AUGGUGGAGCAGUGGGUACGAUUCCAGCAAUCGCUUAAAUUUUACCUUAUGUGGGGUGAAAUUUAUGCUCAGGGUGGUGAUUUCAACCGGUUUAUGGAUGCACUACUUUUGGUCCGCUGUCGUAUUAAAGCCAUCCCUGUACUCGAGCUGGAAAGGCCGUUCAGGGAGGCUUUGAUUGCCGACGAGGAAACACUUUUCGACAUCUCUCAUACCUCCAUGGACAUCUCAACGCUGCAGUCGACAUGUUUCUUCAACGCUGAAGAAAAAUCCAUGUCGGGAGAGAAGGACUCAGCCAUAAGAAUAGAUGAGAAACCGGAAAGUGGAGCAGUAACCUCAACUCCCGCUGACCGCGCGUUUGAGCCGCUACCUUAUGAAGAUUUCUUUUCGUCACUUAGCAAGGAGUUGGAAGAGCAGAUGAGGAAAGGGAAAGUUGAAAAAGUCCUGUAUUCUCCAACUUCAUUUAAGGAUGCCGAACAUUCUAUGGAAGCAGCGGUAGAUGCAAUUAAUUUGGGAGACUCAGAAGAUGCAAUCGAAGUGAAUAGGAGUGAUUGUGGCGACCACAUUAAAAGUGGAGUGGAUCUUUCUAACGAAAUACGGAAUCCAAGCUGGUGCAUCGUUCUCCUAAUUGCGAUACAGAUCGCAAAAAUGUUCCGUGACAUUCACAGUGUCAGGAUUAUUCAUGGACAUGUCCAGCUUGACAACUUUUUAACCCUCAAUAGACUGGAAUACUGCGUUGAUACACAGCAGAUCCUUUCCACACCAUUUCUGAGGUUUAUCGAUUGGAGCAAAGCGAUCGAUAUUCCGCUGCCGGAGAGAAUUGUCCGCGAUUUGCUAAACAUUCCAGAGUGUGAUCAUUUUCCCGACUGGGACAAAGUUAUUCAGGAUCAGCUCGAGGUGUGUCUUGAUUGUGCAACUUUUUCUGCGAAUUUGUUCAUGGCGAAAUGCCUGGAACUUGAUAAGGCUCAUACCAAAUGUUCUAGGACAAUUAUGGAAACGCUCGAGGAAAUCGUCGAACAACAGAAGAAUGGUAAACUAAGCAAGGAUGAGGCUGCGGAGGUUCAUAAAAUUUGCAACUCUAUUCUACUGUGUUAUGUAUUCAAGGAUGGUAGCACAGAGCUACGCUACACGACAGAAGAAACUGGUGUUAGGAAUUCUUUGAAGGUUCGUGAUGGAGUCGAUGACGCUUCCGAAAACGGCUUUGUCGUCCACCCGUCCAUUGUCCAUUUCGUCGACUCAUACGUGAUCCUUUCUCCUCGCGUAGCCGUCCUCCGUCUUCAACUAUCGCAUCAUAAGAAGAUCACUAUCAUCAAAUGCUACUUACCGACCGAGGUAUCUGAUGAGAACGAAUUCAAUGCGUUCCACUAUCAGCUGGAGAAAGUCAUUCGCAAUGAUAAAGCAUAUCACAAAUUUGUUGUUGGAAACUUCAACGCCAGAAUAGGAAAGGCCAACGAGAGCGAAUACAGGAUCGGAAAUUUUGGGUCAGGAGAAAGAAAUGCGAAUGGGAACUGUCUCGCAGAACUCCUGUCAAUAGCACAUCUCUCCCAUGGGAACUUGUUCUUCCAGAAGAAAGAAAGCCGCCGCUGGACAUGUGAUUCUCCUAACGGCAUGACUGAUGCGGCGAUCGACCACAUUCUGACAAACAGAAAAUGGUGCCUACUUGACACAUCGGUAGUCCCGUCAUUCUGUAUUGGUUCCGAUCACCGCCUUCUUCGCGCGAAGAUUCGAUUCAGCCGCAAUCUGGAAAAGAACUCUCUUCAUCGACCACGAGGAAAAGGUCUAGCUGUAUACGAAGAGAACAUUCUGGACGAACUCCUGUCCAAACGUGACUGGCAGGUUAAAGAAGACCUGACCGAAGACUACGAGCUGCUUGUCGAAGGACUGAAAAGCUGUGCCUGA